Messenger RNA from Schistocerca americana (American grasshopper), 504 nucleotides. Its product is annotated as vegetative cell wall protein gp1-like. The record is from RefSeq and is a predicted model, not a curated record. The transcript has 3 exons. Lineage: Eukaryota; Metazoa; Arthropoda; Insecta; Orthoptera; Acrididae. The coding region runs from base 1 to 504 and encodes 167 amino acids.
AUGCAUGAAAUGGAUGCUUCAAGUGAAAAUACAAGUAGAUAUAUCGAUUUGGUCCGCGGCGGGUUCCAGCCGCGCCUUCCGACUUCGCUGCCGCCCCCAGGGCAGCAGCAGCAGCCGUCGCCGCUACCACGCCGACAGCCCGUCCCGUUGAUGCCUCCCGCGCAGCUUCAUCCGGGAGCGCCCCAGGUGGUCGCUCCGGCGCCUGCGGUCCCUUUUCAGUCGCCACCGCCUUCGGAGCUGAUGGACGUCGACCCCUCAGCCGGGCCGCCUUCCCAAGCGGUGGCUGUGCAGCCUGUCCUGCAGCCGCUUUCCUUGGGCACCCCCAAGGAGUCUGACACCGCAGCGCCUUGUCCGGCGCCCACUCAGCAGCCGUCGACGCAGCGUCAGGAGACGCUGCCUCUCUUCGUGGGUCCCGACGCCCCGUCGCGUCCAGUACCAGAAGCUGCGCCCGUGGUCACAGGCGUUGUUCCAAAUCACCGAUACCUCGUUGGUAUUAACACCUAG